AUGUCGGGAGAAGGAGAGCCCAGCCACAAUGCGCUUGCACAAAUUCUGCAAGACAUACAAGAACGAUUGGCACGACUAGAGGAGUUACCAAGGAGACCAGAACCUAUUCGGGUCAACUUUCCUAGGCGUGAAGAACCUGUACGAGACCGAGAACGCACACCCCCUGAUCCUCCUCAACGACGAAGAGACCACAGGAACAACGUCCCAAUUGAAGAUGAUGAAGAGGACGAUGAUUUAUGUCGAGAUCAGCCUCGUCGUGCAAGACAUAACGGUAAAGAUAUCAAACUCCAAUUACCUACAUUUGCUGGUCGUGUUAACCCUGAUGCUUUUCUCGAUUGGGAGAGGCGGAUGGAUAAUAUCUUUGAAUGUUAUGAGUAUUCGGAGUACAAGAAAGUGCAAUAUGCUGCUGCACAACUCACCGAUAAUGCCCUAGCAUGGUGGGAUCGCGAAGUCGCAGAAAGGAGAAGAGCACAUUAUGAACCCAUCUCUACUUGGCGUGAAAUGAAACUCAUGAUGAGGAGAAGGUAUGUUCCACCUCAUUUUCAUAGAGAGUUGCAGAAGAAAUACCGUUCUUUAGUGCAGGGGACAAAAUCGGUUGAAGACUACUUCGAGGAAUUUGAAUAUCUUCGAAACCGGUUGGAAUUGGACGAAAACGAAGAAACGGUGAUGGCACAAUUCGUUGACGGACUGCAAGAACGAAUUUCUCGCAAGGUCGAAAGGUUAGUGUAUCAUGAUCUGCAGGAACUAUUACAUUUUGCUAUACAAAUUGAACAGCAAAUCAUCAAGAAACAAAACCGAGUACACCGCUCCCGUAUGGCUGCACCAACUCCAUCAACAUACCGAAAUGAGGGCCAAGGAGUAACAACCACUGUGAGCAGGCCAAGUAUACAUGAAACUCAAGUUCGGGACAAAGGGAAGGCUGUAGCUACGUCCAAGGAUGAUGCAAAGGUAAGUAGAUCCCACUCUACUAAUCUUAGAACUCGAGAGAUUGUUUGUUACAAAUGCAGGGGACGCGGACACUACGCCAUGGACUGCCCAAACAAUCGGGUCAUGAUUCUCACAGAUGCGGGAGAGUAUGAGUCAAUGGACGAAGAAGAAGCUGAAAUUACAGAUGAGGAGAUCGAAUACCCGGAUACUGGUGAGCUAUUGGUUACGAGGCGAGUCUUGAGUACCAUGGCUACUUCUGAAGAGACGGAACAACGAGAGACCAUCUUCCACAGCCGAUGCACCAUAAGAAACAAGGUAUGCGGUUUGAUAAUUGAUAGUGGCUCUUGUACUAACGUUGCAAGUGCAUACAUGGUGAAGAAGUUAGGACUCGAAACGGAGAAGCAUCCUCACCCUUACAAGCUACAGUGGCUUAACAAUCAAGGAGAAAUCAAGGUGAAUGAUCGGGUCAAAAUUCCUUUCAGCAUCGCCCCUCUAAGUCCUUAUCAAGUGCAUGAGAUGCAAAUGAAAUUGUCAAAGGAAGGCGAGGACAUCAAAAGAACAAACUUUUAUGCCAAACCAAGUGUGGUAAGCAAGGCUUUAGUUGAUGCAAGAACUGUACUACUAAUGGUAUUUAAGGAUGUUGUGAGUACAGGUUUUGAUGCACAAGAACUACCGCCGGAGAUUACACGAAUCUUGGAACGAUUCCAAGAUAUCUUUCCGGAAGAGACACCUGCGGGGUUACCGCCUAUGCGGGGAAUUGAGCAUCAAAUCGACUUAGUUCCAGGAGCACCCCUUCCUAAUCGACCCGCAUAUAGGAUGAAUCCCGAGGAAACAAAGGAACUACAGAAACAAGUACACGAACUCUUAGCUAAAGGUUAUAUACGUGAGAGUUUGAGUCCUUGUGCAGUUCCGGUCUUGAUCGUCCCAAAGAAGGAUGGAACAUGGAGGAUGUGCAUAGAUUGCCGAGCUAUCAACAACAUCACUGUCAAAUACCGGCAUCCUAUACCACGCCUCGAUGACAUGUUGGACGAGCUUAGUGGAGCCACCAUCUUCUCAAAGGUGGAUUUGAAGAGCUGUUAUCACCAAGUGCGCAUGAAAGAUGGAGAUGAAUGGAAGACCGCUUUCAAGACGAAACAAGGGCUGUACGAAUGGCUUGUGAUGCCCUUUGGCCUUACCAACGCCCCAAGCACGUUCAUGAGGCUCAUGAACCAUGUCCUACGAGCUUUUAUCGGUAAAUUCGUUGUGGUUUAUUUCGAUGACAUCUUAAUUUAUAGCAAAUAUUUUACCGAUCAUGUGACACAUCUUGAGCUAGUCAUGGAGACUCUCCGACGAGAGAAACUUUAUGCCAACCUCAAGAAGUGCACCUUCUGCACUAAUGAAGUUGUUUUUCUAGGAUUUGUUGUGAGUUCGCAGGGAUUACGUGUGGAUGAAGAAAAGAUAAAGGCAAUACGAGAAUGGCCAACUCCUACAACCGUCGCCCAUGUUAGGAGCUUCCACGGAUUGGCUAGCUUCUACCGACGAUUUGUUCGUGAUUUUAGCAGCCUUGCAGCCCCUCUCACGUCCAUUAUAAAGAAAGACAGACCAUUCGAGUGGGGAGAUGCACAAGAGAAAGCAUUCAACGUGCUUAAGGAACAACUCACAAGCGCACCCGUCUUAGUCCUUCCCGACUUUGACAAGGUAUUUGAAAUUGAAUGUGAUGCAUCCGGUGUGGGUAUUGGAGCUGUUUUGAUGCAGGAAAAACGACCCGUGGCGUUCUUUAGCGAGAAGCUAAAUGGAGCAACACUCAACUAUCCAACUUAUGACAAGGAGCUUUAUUCCUUGGUGCGUGCACUGCAAACGUGGCAACAUUACCUCUUGGCAAAGGAGUUCAUCAUACAUACAGACCAUGAAACGCUCAAGCACCUCAAGGGACAGACGACACUCAAGAAGCGACAUGCGAGAUGGAUGGAGUAUAUUGAGACCUUCCCGUACGUAAUUAAGUACAAGAAGGGCAAAGACAAUGUCGUUGCUGAUGCCUUGUCAAGGAGGCAUGCACUCAUCUCAACCAUGGAGGCUAGGAUGCUCGGAUUCGAGCACAUCAAAGGGCUGUACCGGGAAGAUCCUGAACUUGGAGACAUAUAUGAAGAUUGCGAAAAAGGAGCACACGGAGCCUUUUACAAGGAGGGAGAUUACUUAUUUAGGGAACGACGGCAUUAUGCAAGGGACUGCCUAAACAACCGUGUCAUGAUCCUUAUGGAUAUGGGCGAUGAUGAGGUCAUCGACCUAACCAUGGACACGGAUGAGCACAAUGGAUCGGAUGAGAGCAAGGAGUGCAUGGAGGAGGAGCCGAGCUCGGAAGAAGAAACCAACAACACCGAGGCCAACUUUCCACCUAUGCCGGAACCACCCCUCACACGGUCUAAGGCACGAGCAUGGCAGGCCAAAGUGAGGACUCUCAUGGCACAAUGGAUUGAGCAAACAACCUACAAGAUGGAUGGAACAAGCAAGAAGACAUGGUUACUUCUCGGCCUUGCCUUGGCCGAGAAUGGAAGCUAA
Molecule: messenger RNA, 3462 nt
Organism: Tarenaya hassleriana
Lineage: Eukaryota; Viridiplantae; Streptophyta; Magnoliopsida; Brassicales; Cleomaceae
Exons: 3
Coding region: 1-3462 (1153 amino acids)
Molecular function (GO): nucleic acid binding; zinc ion binding
Source: RefSeq, a predicted model, not a curated record